Molecule: messenger RNA, 3181 nt
Organism: Amyelois transitella
Lineage: Eukaryota; Metazoa; Arthropoda; Insecta; Lepidoptera; Pyralidae
Product: protein FAN
Exons: 14
Coding region: 360-2987 (875 amino acids)
Molecular function (GO): protein binding
Source: RefSeq, a predicted model, not a curated record
GACAAAGGUUUGUGAUAUAGGCAAGAUUUGUUUUUGUUCUAUGGAACGAUGGAUCAAGUAUUGGUAAAAUAUACUUCUAAUGUCAACGUCAUGUCUUCAGUCUUGCUUGCAGUAACUUAGUCAGUUUUUAUGUCUUUGGUUUUUGCUAGUAUUUUGUUUGUUUAGCUUUUAGUCUGCCUGCCGUGAGCCGUGAAAUUAGGAAAAUACGGAUAUAAGUUGUUAGAAUUUGUAUUCUGAUUCGUUUAAUGAGUAAACCUGUUAAAUAAUAUCUUUGAGAAUGGUUAACAGAAUCUAGAUCCGUGCCCCUUUUAUAAUAAAUUAAGGAAAACAUUCAGUCUGUCGGUGAAAGUUUCGUCACAAUGGAUAAGUCGAGGUUUUCGAUGCUUCUCUUAGAGCCUGGCGAAAUAUAUUUUGAAGACUUCUCAUGUACUUUGAAUGAUAAAGAUUCUGUUACCGAGGGAAAUGCGCGACAAGGUCGUCUGAAGCUUUGUUCCAAAUCGUUGGUAUUUGAACCAAGAGAUUGGACUUAUCCCCUUGUUAAACUUCAAUUCAAAGAUUGUGAUAAAUUGUCUAUUGUUAAGCCGAGAUCUCAUGAAUCACACAAUGUUAUCAAAGUGACAAUGAAGCAAUAUGCUGAAAUGCUUGAGGAGAAUAUUUUGGCACCAUACAAAUUUGUUUAUGAGAAGAAGGAUUUUUAUAUUUACUUUGAUUUUGCAUCUGCUGAGGAGUGCCUAUAUCAAAUGGAGCAGUUACAAAGGGCGUCGACGUUACACGCUCCAGAGCACAAUAGUAUGGUUGCUACAAUUCUUCAUUCUCGGUACAUGAGAAUGGUAUUUGACCCGGUAAUGAUGGAUGACUUCACAGAGGAAAUUGUUUGUGAGUUACAAGCCGAAAAAAUAUCACCUCUUGUUAGACAUCAGGGUAAACUGGCACUCACACCUACAACUAUUUAUUUUCAACCCUUCAGCAAUGUUGAAAGUAGUCCUAUUUUAAAACUGAAGCUCAGUGAUUUGCGGAGAUUGUACAAAAGGAGAUUUUUAUUAAGGCAAGUUGGUCUAGAGAUAUACAGCGCGGAGGCGAGUUCCCUUCCUCACAUCUACCUGACAUUCCAGUCUGAGAAUGACAGGGACAGAGUGUACACAAUAUUAGAGGACUCACCACAUGUCAAGCUACAGAGUGUACAAACAGAUGAAAUGACUUUGCAGUGGCAAAAUGGCAUAGUGUCCAACUAUGAUUAUUUAAUGUAUUUAAAUUGUCUUGCAGACAGAAGUAAGAAUGAUCUCACCCAAUACCCAGUCUUCCCAUGGGUGAUAUCAGACUAUGUGUCCGAGGUGUUAGACCUAAAUAAAACGGACACAUUUAGAGAUCUGUCCAAACCGAUGGGAGCUCUGAAUCCCGAUCGUUUUGAGAAGCUUAAAGAAAGAUAUGAUGAGAUGUGCGAGCCAAAGUUUAUGUAUGGAUCACACUAUUCUGCUCCAGGGCUCGUCUUGUUUUAUUUGGUUCGGAAAUAUCCACAAUACAUGCUGUGUCUCCAAAAUGGGCGGUUCGAUCAUCCCGACAGGAUGUUCAAUUCAGUGAAAGAUGUUUAUAAUAAUUGUUUGAGGAAUAUGUCGGACUUCAAGGAACUGGUACCCGAAUUCUACGAUAUUGACGCGAAAGGGGAUUUCCUAUUGAACAUGUAUGAGAUUGACUUUGGAGAGCGUCACGACGGCUCUAAAGUGAAUAAUGUCGCUUUACCACCUUGGGCUUCUUCGCCUGAGGACUUCGUCGUGAAGCUCAGGGAAGCCCUGGAAUCUGACUAUGUGUCUAGACAUCUGAAUAUGUGGAUUGAUCUCAUUUUUGGCUAUAAACAAAGGGGCGAGGAGGCUGUAAAGGCAUAUAAUGUCUUCCAUCACGUUUGCUACGAAGGCUCUGUAGACUUAGAACGUAUAUGCGACAUGAACGACCGACACGCGCUGGAGGUGCAAAUCAUGGAGUUUGGACAAGUGCCAAAGCAGUUGUUCACCAAACCUCACGUCAGAAGAAUCAGCCAUCGAAUACAGUCUGCUUUGUCCAGAAACGAUCAAGAUCUCAGCCCAACACCAUAUACAAUGGAAUGUAUAGACACCAUAAGAUUACACAAAGAAGCUGUGACUUGCGUCGUCAGACGAGGGAACAGGGUUAUAUCUGUGGGCAAAGACGGGACGCUCAAAGUGUACGACACACAAAGUAGGAAGCAGAUCCGAAGCGUUAUCAUGUGCUCGACGCCCUUGAGCUCAUGUGUCAUGGUGGAUGAGAAUGUAGUCGCUGUGGGUUCGUGGGAUAAUGAAAUCUACUUAUAUGAUGUAGAAUAUGGAAGGAUAGUUGAUAGUUUUCGGGCCCAUGAUGAUUCUGUCAGUUGCUUGAUGUGGUUACAAAAGGAACGGCUGCUGAUAUCGGGCGGCAGUGACGGCGUGGGCCGCGUGUGGGGGCAGCUGGGGCGCGCGGGCCGGGCGCUGCGCGGGCUGCGCGCCGAGCUGGACCACGACGUGGGGGUCACUGCACUGGCCUAUAGGCGUCGCCGGCACGAGAUCGACAUCAUAACAGGUUGUAGCGAUGGCGACGUGUACAUCUGGGACCUCGGCUCUCGGAAGCUCCUCACCAAGAUCUCCGUCCACCAAUCAGCGGUGAUCUGUGCGUGUGUAGUGCCUUCUGCUGAUAGAAUAGUCACGGUGGGGGAGGAGGGAGAUAUGAGAGUCACUGACCUGGGCGUCUUGUGCUCGGUGUACCAAAAGCAUUUGGUAUCAGCAGUGCGGUCUCUGUGUUGGGACGGCGGCGAUGUUCUGUGGCUGGGCGACGCUGCGGGCGGCCUCACGCAGUGGCACCUCCUGUGUGUGGCCGUCGCUGGCGAUACAGUCGCGCACACAGACACCAUCAACAGUAUCUACUUCGACGAGAUCUCACAAACUUUGAUCACAGCCAGCAAAGACAAGUCUAUAAAGAUUUGGCAGUUGUCGCGGCCGUCCUGACGAAAACAAUGACGGCGCCAUCAGUAUUACCCGCGCAGAGCACUGAAGGCAGACACAAGCGUUCCGGGCUCUGUGCUUAUCGGGCAUGCGGUUGUCUUCGUGAUGGCGAUGUAGCAUUUCGAAUUUGUGAUAUUUUACACACCUUAAAGAAUUUAUUAUGAAAUCUGUUAAAGGAAUAUAGUUUAUUUAUAAUA